AGUAAAAAGAGCAAUGCUGAGUGAGAUUGCGCUAUGGAUAGACAAAGUUGAUUUAGAAGACCAAUGGUGCCAAAAAAUGGACGCACAUUAGCUGAAAGGGAACUGCACUAAUUAUGAGGGAAGAGAGGAUUUGUGAAGGAUGAAUCCACCCAUGUUUCUGUUGCACAAAACGGCGCCAGAGCACAGGAGUCGCCACUGGAUUACGCCACACUUUCGCCCGCAAGGGCUGACGCUGUGGUCAUGAUAGGCGAGUGGGAAGCACGCGUGGUGUCAAGCUCUGCCCACCGGCAUCGGAGGAGGCAAGAUGAGAGUGGAAAAGAUACGCCAAAAACGAACCAUGACGCGAAAAAGGUUCGCCUUCUAACGCUGUGGAGCAUUUUUCGUCAAUCGAGAAAAGCGGAAACUCACUCGAGGACCAGGGCUUUUAUAGUGCUUUUGUACUACCUUGUCCUGAGCGCCACAGUGGUGCAAGCGGGAGGCAAUACUGUCGGGCGUGCUUUUCUCCUGAUCCAGUCCGACACGCAGAACAAGAUUCUCUACACGACGCUCCCAAACUUUGAUGAAUCCGUUGCGAAUUCGCAGGAAGAGGAGGUUCUCACCACGGCCGAGCCGCUGGUCGACGAUCUCGAUGUACUACCUAUCCUUGAUCUCCCAGGGUAAAGUAAAGUCUCCUGGCAGGCUGUUGUACUCGUUUUGAGUAUUGCGAGUUUGCUCAUAAUUUCACUUCCUCUAUUACUACUUGUUUUCUGAAUGCCAGUACCAAGUUGCUUCGCACUUUUGUGAGAAUCUAUAUUCAAUCUAUGCUGUUGAUGUUGAUUACAGAAACCUCGUGGCAUGGCUCUCUGGUCUGACGGUAUGGAGCACUGGUUGUACGUCUAUGACGGAACCUCGCAGGAUCUGGUCAAGUACCAAUUGUCCAUAUCUGGCGAUACCCUUGCUGCUGCCCGCGUUUCCGAACCAGUCGUGCAGGGAUUGGACAUUGGCGGUCUGGCGAUAGACAAUGCGAAAAACCUGUACUUUUUUACGCUUGUUCUAGUUCACUGAUGCCUCUAGUUGUAAUUGUAUCUAGUAGGUGCUGGUUAUGCUCGCAAGCAGUUAUAGAGUCGAGGCCCGGCCCAUCUGCCUCGGUUGAAAAAAUAGCAAGCGCAGGUAUUAUAUUGGCCCAACUGGAGGCUCUUUGACGAAAAUUCCUUUCGACGAUCGCACGGCAAAGGUGGAACUUUUUGCCAACAACUUCAACAUCAACGCUGCGAAAUCCCUAGUAACGGAUGCUCUUUACGUCUUUUGGGCCAACGGCGCAACCGGGAAGGCAAGCGGCUCGGCCGUAAAAGCACCGACGAAGCUACUCCCCGCUACGCAGACAACGUAGAUCCAAAAGAUGUUCUAUUUCCCAAACGUCUUGCAUUACCAAGAACCACGUGCAGCUGUUAGUUUGCACUGCUAGGGCAUAAAACUAGGGUGUUGCGCAAGUCAAAAUCAAUUAUCAUGAUCCCUAUUUGUCACAAGAUCUGGUCUUUUCUAACAGCAGCAGUGAUUCGAAGACAGCAAUUGAAAACUACAGGUACCCCGUACAGCUUUCCAAGAAUGCAGUUGUUAGUAAUGGCAUCUGUCUGGCGCAAGGCAACGUUUUUUGGACCAGCGAGGGAACGCUCUACGUGACGCGAAAGAACAAUACGUCGCCCUUCGAUGAGUCAAAAGUGGUACUUCCGCACUUUCCGCACUGUGAAUAUUCGAUGUAGGAGAUGAGUAUUGUUGUUUCGAAUAAUGUUCUCUGACGACGUUUCACAUGGUAAUCCUCUUUUUACGCGCCCGCCUCAAACAGGGAAUAUGUCACUCGUGUCGGGACGGCUAAUCGCUGUCUGGACAAAUUUUUCGUCAACAAUGUAAGGUGAAUUCGGGUUUCGGGAAUGCUCACGGAUGUGCAGGAGAUAGCGCACGUGGUGCAAUUUAUGUCGCAGACGAGACAGGCGGUGCGGUGUUCGAGCUGCCCGUUGUACGGCAGGAAAAUUGCUACUUGAUACUCAUACAAUGAUCUUCUAAAACUUGAAGACUCAAGAAUGAUUACUAACUUACUAGGUCGUUGCAUGAUUCAUUUUCCUCCUUAUUAAUUACGAAUCAGCAUGAAGAUCAUGUGAGUUUGGUGAAUUACGAGCAUUUUCGUUAAAGAUGAAUGGAUGUGGUAUUCAUUAAGAUUUCUCUGUCUCUGUUCUAUUGCUCUAGUUUAUUUGGCUUUCAUAGAGCAACUUCGGUGACCUGAGGGAGAUCCGGACACCAACGAAGCUUCUGGAGGUCGAUAGCCCUACCCAUUUAGCCGUGCUACGCAGCUCUGCAUCAGCACGCCGUGGAACCUUGACAGUACUGUUUUUCAGCAUGAUUGCAGCGUGCUCGGUGUUGCUGGCGUAGGUUGCACGUUAGUUCGCGAUUCUGCAUGGGCAAUAUUGCGAGGGGACACGGGGCGGCUGGAAUCAUUAGGUGAGCACUCUGAUGUUUCCCAAAAUUAAGCAGGAGAGAUGGAGAUAUGGAGCUGCAACUACGAUUUCUCAUUCUUUUCCAGUUUUUUUCAGACGUUUGUUUAACAAAUUGUUUUUGUAGCGUAACAUUAACGCUCUAUCAUGUGGGGAGUAAUACUAUAACCAGGUUUGCUGUUGUUGAGGCUCAACGACAAACUGGUCUAUCCGCUUGAGUCGUAAGUCCUUCUACUUGUUAAAAUCCCACGCUGUCGAGAUGUUGUAAAUGAAUACUGAUGUUGAAUCGUGUACGGGGUGCUCACUUGAUGUUCAAGUAAGGUACAAGCCGAACAUAGAUAGAAGUACAUUGAAUUGCUCCGCGUCCUUGUCUGAUUGACAGGCCUUCCGCACCAGGAAGAGUAACCAAUUGGCGUGAGGAAGAUGAAAUUGCCACAUAGCGGGAGUACGAAGAGAUCUAUGGUGACGUUGUGUUUUGCGAAAAUCCUCUAAAGUUCUAGACUGCAAAAUGAUAGAAGAAAUCCCGAGAGCCUGAAUGCUUCUCGCGGUUCUACAAC
Amoebophrya sp. A25 is the source of this 3022-nucleotide messenger RNA. The record is from the annotation of a GenBank genome assembly. NCBI's taxonomy places the organism in Eukaryota, Dinophyceae, Syndiniales, Amoebophryaceae.